Molecule: messenger RNA, 1578 nt
Organism: Zea mays
Lineage: Eukaryota; Viridiplantae; Streptophyta; Magnoliopsida; Poales; Poaceae
Exons: 6
Coding region: 963-1448 (161 amino acids)
Biological process (GO): protein import into peroxisome matrix, docking
Cellular component (GO): peroxisomal importomer complex; peroxisomal membrane
Molecular function (GO): signaling receptor binding
Source: RefSeq, marked validated
GCCGCUAAUUGAGCACACGUUCGUCUUCCUCCUUCCGUCCCCCGGCGUCCUUAUCCCCACACAAGCGCCGCUUACCGCCGGGACAGGACUGUUGGAAGUCCCCAGACGGCAGCGAUGGCGGAACUAUCGACAUCUUCGGAUGGAUUGGUGGACGAAGAAGCGAGGCAGCAGGAACCAGGUUCAAUUUGGCAAGGGAUGCUCCUGUAGUCCUGUUCUCUUUGGCUUUUAUAUGCUAAUUGCUUGUGCUGCUAACCGUUAGGGUUUCAUCGCCUUGCCUGUUCGAAGGGUUAGGGGUUCCUACUGUCCAAAUUCACCUGAUCCAACCUCGUCCGUUCAUACCGUUUCCUGAUACGUACUACACCACAUCCCGGAGAUGUGUUCACUUUCAAUUUUGAAGGCCUGUACUGUACUGUACCCUAGUUACUAAACCUUGGGUUUCCCUCGUCUCUCGCUUCAUUUAGGAUACGUACGACGCUUAAGUCAUUCAGAUCGGCUAACCUAUCCGGUGGAAUGAGUACUGUCUGCGAAUCUACAUCAUGCCUUUGUGAAUUUUCCUUCAACUUUAGUAGUAUUAUUAAAUUAUACCCGUUUUGAGCCCAUACGCUUAAAAGAGGGGAAACAGUAAUAUUAUAGCUUUAACGAACACACGAUUGGAGUGUCAAGCAUGGAUCAUAUUUCCUCUGUUCCUGUUUAUAUAGUACCAUCCGUGAUGCCGUUAUAGUAUUUAUGGAAGUCAAACUUUUUUUGCUGGACUGCAUACAGGACAAGGAAGCGCUGAAGGUAGCCAUGGUCUGCAAGACACAAAGGAGCAGGACAUAAAAAAGGGAAAGGCGGCUCUUGUUUCCACUGAACUGCUGAGGGAGGAUCUGGUUCAGAGUGCUGUUAGUUUUCUGAAACACCCGAAAGUAGUAGCCUCUUCAGAUGGACAGAGGCGAUCUUUCCUUGUAAAUAAAGGACUCACCAUGGAUGAAAUAGAUGAAGCAUUUCGACGUCUACAAAGCCCGUCAUCGAAUUCUGCGAGCUCAAAUAUGUGCACAUCUCAAGAGAGGGUGGAACCUGAAGCUGGACCUGUGGCCCCUGUGGUACCUCGUCAUCCAAAAUCAUAUAUGGAGAUCAUGGAAAUGAUACAAAGGGGUGAGCGGCCAGACGAUAUACAGGAUAUUAACGAUGACCCUCCAAAUCCUGAUCAACCAAUCUCAGAACCUCGUAUGGCACCGAAACCAAAGCCAUGGGAAAAGCAAGGUCAAGGGAGUUUGGCCUGUGAUUUGAAAUCGCUGCCAAGGGAAUCCGACGUGCUGAGGUCAGAAGUUCAGCACGACGACGGCACCAACCAGGUUACGGAGUCCGCCGAUGGCGCCAACCAAGCGGACUCAUUGCUGCAGGCAGGCGUAGCUGCUGGAUCUGAAUCUCCUGGGGUUCCAGAUGACGCCGCUUCUUCGCUUGAGUAACCACCGCGAAAAUAAAUGAAUGACGCCGUAAUCAGACGCGAAAACAAACGACCUCAUUACCACAACACUGUUCUGAUAUUUUUGGGUCCUGAGAGAGCCACUUGAGUUCACAAUAAAUGUAGUACCCAUC